Messenger RNA from Triticum aestivum (bread wheat), 2412 nucleotides. Its product is annotated as APO protein 1, chloroplastic. The coding region runs from base 429 to 1703 and encodes 424 amino acids. Lineage: Eukaryota; Viridiplantae; Streptophyta; Magnoliopsida; Poales; Poaceae. The transcript is spliced from 5 exons. Gene Ontology annotation, molecular function: RNA binding. The record is from RefSeq and is a predicted model, not a curated record.
AGAAACGGAGAUAUUUUCACUGUUGCUGUUCUUAUCUCUCUCCGCCAUUCGUGCAACGCUCGUCGCCGCCCGUGAGCUCCGGCCGUUGGUGCCUAAGCAGAGCUCCACCCUCCCUCCUCCGGCGUCCUCUUCUCCAGUGUAGCCUCCGUGCCCGCGACCUACCCGAUAGUUUCUCCGCUGGGCUCGGCAGUAGCGCUCCCUGCGUAGUGGCGCGCGCGAGGAGACGGCGGCUCGGUCUCUCCCUGGGCACUUCCGCCCCGGCCCUUCUCUUCCUCCUUUGCCGGCGCCGCCGCCGCCCUUCCUCCGCCACCGGCAUCGUCUGCUCCUCCUCCGUCUCCUGGCAACCGAAGCAGCAACUGAACCCACAUUAAGUUGCCUUCCGUAUCUGCUGAAUUUACAGCGCCUUUUUGGGGGGCUGGGUUUGUGGCAUGGAGAUACUUAACUGUAAGGGCGUUCGUUUUAGCUUGACAGGCAUCAAUGGAACCAGGGCCAACCAGUUAGUAAAGAUAGGAUCCCAACCUCAACGAGUUGGCCGGGCAAGGUCAGUAACAUGCUGUGAGUACUCUCCUGAUCCUGCUAGCAAGAGGCAUGAGAGGUAUCAGCAACAACCACAAAAUGUUGAUCUCCCAGAAUUACACCCGAAGAACAAAAAGAAGCCAUUUCCUGUCCCAAUUAAAAAGAUGCUGCAAGCUUCCCGCAAAGAUAAGAGGCUUGCACAGAUGAGGAUAGAGAAGCCUCUUGAGCCCCCAAAGAACGGCUUGCUUUUACCAGAGCUUGUCCCUGUUGCCUACGAAGUCCUUGAGAACUGGAAAGUGCUCAUCAGAGGCAUCUCUCAACUUCUGAAUGUUGUUACAGUUUAUGGUUGCAGAAAAUGCCCUCAAGUCCAUGUUGGCCCAGUUGGCCACCAGAUACAAGAUUGCUAUGGUUCAGGAAGCCAGCGACGAAAUAGUCACCACUCUUGGGUCAGAGGAUCCAUCAACGAUGUGCUCAUCCCGAUCGAAUCUUACCAUCUUUUUGACCCAUUUGGGCGGAGGGUCAAGCAUGACACCAGGUUUGACUUCGACAGGAUUCCAGCAAUUGUUGAGCUAUGCAUUCAGGCUGGUGUCGACCUACCACAAUAUCCCACAAGGAGACGGACUGCUCCUGUGCGGAUGAUUGGCAAGAAGGUUAUUGACCGUGGCGGAGUUGUCGAUGAGCCUAAGCCACACCGAUUGGAGGACUGUAUAUCUCUUCUUGCUGAGCUUGACACAUUUAGCAACCAACAGGGACAGUCACCCGCGCCGGCCAAUGUGAAAGAGCAUGCAGAGAGGACACUGAAAGCAUACUGUGAUGUCCGGCGGGGUGUUACGCAGCUGAUGAGCAAGUAUACGGUAAAAGCAUGCGGGUACUGCUCUGAGGUCCACGUUGGUCCAUGGGGACACAAUGUGAAGCUCUGUGGGGCUUUCAAGCACCAAUGGCGAGACGGCAAGCACGGGUGGCAGGAUGCUGUUGUGGAUGAGGUCAUACCACCGAACUAUGUGUGGCAUGUCCCUGACCCCACUGGCCCUCCUCUCAGAUCCUCUCUAAGGAGUUUCUAUGGCAAAGCUCCGGCCGUGGUCGAGCUAUGUGUGCAGGCGGGAGCUGAAAUACCUGCAGAGUACCGGCCAAUGAUGAGGACUGAUAUCAUCAUCCCAGACCCCGAUGAAGCUUGGAUGGCUGCAUGAAAACAAUGUUCUACCCCUGCACUUCUGAAGAUGCCCGGAGUCCAAAUUCCAGCCGAAGGUGCUUGUUACCUGGAUGCCCCAUGGUUGGGCCCUGUCAUAUUGCGUGAGGCAGCAGCAAAUGCAUAGGUUGUAUUAUAAUACUAAUACUACGCUGAACCAUGACCAGACAUACUCUCAAAAUUGAUUCAUAGAUCCGCUAAAAGUAUUCAUCAAAAGAUGCACAACUUGAAGAAAGGAAGUGGAAAAGGACGUCCUCUGCUAUGGUGUAUAUAACCUUGUUUAAUGGUGUGAGAUGCCUUAUGCUUCCCUAUGCUAGACUGUGAGGCACUUACGAUGGCUCGAUACAGAUGGCUUCCCCCUUUCCUCUGCUGGUACCAAGCUUAAUGGCGAGCUGAUUCUUGGGAUUAAACUAAUCACUGAGAUUUGUUCGGGUAUUUGUGCGUCUGGCUGUGAUUAAUCAUGGACUAAAAGCUGUGCAACUUGUACCUGCCCCCAGAAUCCCAGAUCAUCGCUCCCGGUGCGGCUACAUGUAUGCCAUCAGAUUUAUCGGUAUAAUGUACUCUCUCCUCUACUCUUUUGUGCUGUAUACUCUGUAACAUGGGUGCAAAAGCUGUAUCAAAUGGAUGGUUACAGAGCCAUGAAGUGGACUUAGUGUAUUUGUUUCUAAAGGAUGUAUGACAGGCAAUUCAGCCAGCCUGAUCAAUGCUUC